AUGGCAGCAAGGAGCAGAUGUGUUCUGCAGAGAGUUUGGAUUGGAUUCAGAUCUCAUAGUGUCUGCAGACCCAGUUUAACUUCAGCCUCCUGUCAAGGACGCCUGCCAAGAAAACCUCCAAUCAGACAUGUGAGCAGCUCACCCAGACUGGACAAGUCGGACACCCCCCCGAGCACAGGUACUAUAAUGACUGACCGCGUACGUGACCACACUUAAAUCAGGUUACAGUUGAGGAGAGACCGGGGCAACUGUAACCCACUCAACAUAACUAAACAGGUCAUAGCUAGGAUACUAUGACCUGCUUCAAAAGAGAGUGUCACCACAGAGCAGGUCAAUAAAAACAUGUUUUUGAGUGUAAGAGUCAUUUUUUCAGUAAUUACGGUAAUUACUUCUGCUGAAUCCUGAAUCACUUCCGUUCAUUUAAACUUGGAUAAGUUUCAUCUGUAGGCUACUGAAAAAAAAAAGACAUGAUCAACCCAUGUUGAUCAUGCUAUUGGUACCUGAUAUAUGAGAUCUCGUCACUCUUUUUACUACAUUCAUGGAACAGUUUUGUCUUCACUAGUUGAAAUACAGUGAUGGUUUUGAUAAUUAGAGCACAUUUUCAUGUGAGUUUAUAGGGUGAAAACUGCUUCAUGAUAAUUGUAAUAUUUUAUUAUUGUUGCAUUUAUUUAUUAGUAUGCUUUGUUUGUCAGAAUACAAGUAAGAAGCUGAGCUCUCCCGACAAUAUUAAAUUUAUAUGUGUGUGUUCACAUGGAAUUGUCCAUCCAACUUUUCUUUGGAUUGGGGCUGUCACAAUAUCAGAUGUUCACCUUAUGGUUACAAUGUCCAUGAAAUAUCACAAUGAGCAUAUUAUUGUGAUGAUUUUGGAAAACUUGUGAACAAGGCAAUCAGUCCAACUGAGGAAAGGCAGGAGAAAUUUGGAGCGGCUCAUAAAUUCGAACACCGUUAACUUGUAUAAUGUUCAACAUCAUCCACAUCAUGGCCUAGUCUUAUAUGGAAAAGACAUACAGUAGCUCUAUAAAAUGAUUGCUUGUCAUGCUUCUACAGCUUAUGUUGCGUAACGUCCAGCGUGGUAAGCAGACCAGAACUGAAUAAAAACAGGUAAAGAACCUACAAUUAUGAUUCCUAUUACUAUUUAAUUGACCUCUGGGGAUCAAUAAAGUUCUUCUUAUCAUAUCCUAUUGGAUCUUAUCUUAUCUUAGAAACAAGUUUGACUCGUUUGCAACCCGGACAAGCACAAGCACAAGCACACACUUUAAAGUUGUUUUUAGAUUCACAUUAAAUAUUAAAAUGUCCGGUUUUCAAAAGUGCCGAGUCGUUUCUCAGAGGAAGGCCUGACACAGCUAUCUUACUGGCAGCUGCUGCUUCUUUUUUGUCUCUGAUGUUUUAUGUCUUGUGCCAACCAGCCUUAAGGACUCAUAGACUUUAUAGAGUCACUACUACCACACUGAACUCUUUGUAUAUGUUGCACAAUAUGUCUGUAGCAAACAUAGCUAAUUCAGUCCUUUUUUAUUCAUUGUAAUUAUCAUUUGCUUUGGAAUGUUUAAUUUACAGGAAAAUUGUCAUUUAUUCACAAAAACUCCUGUUGUCAUCGCAGUUCCUGAUCCCUUUUGUGCUUUUUUCUAGGUCCCAGCAGUCUGUCCUUCAGGAGUCACACCUGUGGAGAACUCAGAUCCGAUCAUGUUGGGGAAAGAGUGACUCUGUGUGGCUGGGUCCAGUACCUCAGGUUUUCUUCUCUUUUUGUUGAUUCCGUUCACUAACUGAAAAAGAAUAUUUAUUUAGAUUUCAGGUAUCAAAAAGACCUUAUCCUCAAACUGUGGUUGUGAAAGGUCCUGAUAAGUGAGAGUGGAGGCUCCCCAGUAGUGCUAGCAGCUCUGAGAUGCUGUAUGUGAGAUGUGAGAUGAGAUGAGAUAUACUUUAAUGGAAAUUUGUCUUGGGCAAAAGUGCACUUAUUCCACAACAAAGGUUUACAAACACAGACAGACCCCACACAAUAGCAGCAUUGUACAAACAUAAUAGGUAGACAGACAACCGAGACCCUUCGAUUUACACGUCCACAUAGCAAGUUUAUUGUACACCAGUGUGUUAAUAUACUCACAGUGACAAACCUCAACAUCUGAUAGAAGAUUUACAUCCACUAUGUUGGUGGCAUCUUAGCAGACCAUCAAGUAAUUAAUUUGAACUGCAAAGAGCAGCUGAGACUGAUGGGAUGUUGUUAGUCUGCAGGUAUUUGGUUGUAAGCCAAAUCAACUGUUAGGUUAGUCAAAUUUAAACCUGAUCCCAGGGCUUGACAAAGUUUAGAUAACACCAAUAACUUUGAAAGCCAACCAGAGGGGCACAUCAGUGAAAUCAAACUUAUCUUAUUGAUGUUGGCUUAUUUUAGUGUCGGACAAAGUUUGUCCUUGUGUUGGACAGACUGACUGACAGAAAGUCUUACUUGGUCUCUGUUCCUGUGAAAUCCUUGAUUUCUAAGUCAAGCAUAUCUUUAUCACUCUAUAUGAAAGAAUAUCUAAAUGUCUAGUGUCAUUGAGAGCAUUAGUUGAUUAUUUGAGGAGAUUAUUAUUAUUAUUAUUAUUAUUAUUUGUCCUUAAGCAUCACCAGAAUGGGGAACUCUUACAAGGUCACAUAUAGCUCAGUAUUUUAUUAUUGUUUCUGCCUCUAACAGACAAGAUCAGUUUGUCAUCCUGCGAGAUUUCAGCGGCUUGACUCAAGUUUUAAUUCCUCAGGAAGACGUAAGGAUCAUCAUUAUUCCAUUUACAAGUUAAUUAUCAUCAUCAUUUCAUAAAAUGAUAAAGAUUUAAACAGAGUGUGGCACAGAAAAAAACGGUCUAACUUAAGGGUUCUUUUGUUCUCUUUCUGCCUUUAGUCUGCUGGUGAUUUGAAAGCUGCUCUGUGUGAUCUCACUGUGGAGUCUGUUGUCAAGGUGACAGGGACAGUCAGACGACGACCAGAUGGACAGCAGAACAAGGUGUGUGCUUCUGUGUGUUUAAUAAUCAUGAGCCCCUGCUGAAACAACACCCUCUUAUUGAUGUUAGCAAGUACAGCUGGAGUAUAACCCCAAAUCCAAAAAAGUUGGGACACCACACUAAACAGUGAAAACAAAAUAGUGUAAUGUUUGGAUUUAAAACCUUAAGUAUAAAACAAAAAAGUGCAAAAACAACACAAAGUUUCAAAAGUGAAAAGAAAUAAUAUUGUUUUCUGAAAAAUCUGGAUUGACUCAUUUUAAAUCUGAAGGUCUCCCUUGCCAUACCUUUUGUUUUAUGAUGCAGCAGUUGUUUUCAGUGGCUGACAACUCAGAACUCCAGCUGGUACAGUUUAGCACCUGGACUUUUACUACAGAAGACUACUGUUGUAAUGCAUGCAGAAUGUGGAUUGCCAUUUUCUUGUUGAAAUUUUCAAGAUCUCCCCUGACAAUGGCAUGGUCUCGGCGGUAACACAUGUUGCUGUUAAAGCUGUAUCUGUGUUCAGUGAAUCAGAAAGAUUUCCUUCAGACCACAAAGGAGAGUGCAGAGAAAUUGACUAUUUCCAGUAAACCAUCUGCAUCUCUGUGAAGAAUUUAGGGGGUAUUUGAAAAACUCUGAUAGAGAAACGUCUGCUUACCUCAUUAAGUAUUUGGUUUUGACUGCUCCAUCCUUUUCCUCUGCUGUGUCUGCAUAAACAGGCGAUGCCAACGGGAGAAAUAGAAGUCCAGGCUGAGAGUAUAGAGGUUUUUAAUUUGAGCCGCAAGCUGCCUUUUGAAAUCAAAGACUUUGUCAAAGUGGGUGGAAAAUAUAAAAUCCAUUUGCACCAUUUCGGAAAUGCCUGCAGAAUAACUUCAAUUGAUCACAGUGAUAAGCAAUUUUUUUCUUGUAUCAUGACACAGAAAUCAGAGGCACUGCGGAUGCAGUACCGUUACCUUGACCUGAGGUCCUUUCAGAUGCAGCACAACCUCAGACUGAGAUCUCAGCUGGUGAUGAAGAUGAGAGAAUAUCUCUGUAAUGUUCACGGUAUAGAGAGUUUGACUAUUUUUUUCUUUUAAUUCAUCCUUUACAAGAUAGUAGCAGACGGUGAACUUGACUUGAGCUUGGAAACACCUUUGUGGUACAGUCUUGAUGGUAGAGGCACAACUAAGCUCAACACUUUGUUUUUUUUUGCAGGUUUUGUUGAUGUAGAAACUCCGACCUUGUUUAAAAGAACUCCAGGGGUAAGAAGUUUUCAUCUUUGACUGAAUUCAGUUUGAGUGAAAAGUCACCCUACUGAAUUGAGCGAUCAUCAUGUUGCAUAAACAUGAGAAAAGUGCCAUCCAUCCCUGCAUUAGUCCAUCCAUGUAUUCAUCUAUCCAUCCACUCCUCAUUAAUGCAUGCAUCCAUCUGUCCAUCUAUCCAUAUUUAUGCAUCUGUACAUUGAUUCUUAACCGUCCAUUCGCUCAUUUAUCUGUAUCCAUCCAUCCAUCCAUUCAUCCAUCCAUCUAUUCAUUUAUGCGUUUUGAUGUUUUUUGAUCUUGUUGAUGUUCUUUGGGUUUUAGGGAGCAAAAGAGUUUGUGGUCCCAUCCAGAGAUCCGGGUCGAUUUUACUCUCUCCCUCAGAGUCCUCAGCAGUUCAAACAGCUGCUGAUGGUGGCCGGUAUAGACAGGUGUGUUACGGCUUCAGCAAGGUGAAACUGAAUGACUGAAGUUUGCUAUUUAAUUGAAUGGAAUUUCCCAGUACUGUGUGCAUGUAUCUGCACAUACCUUAUUCUUAGCGCCUACACACAGCUCCAUUUUGUUGUUUUCAAAGUAGAAAAAACGAUUGGAUUGGACAUGCUUCAAGCAGCUGAAUUUAUAAUUUCAUAUAACAACAUUUUCAAUUGGAUGCAAAGUUAAAAUGUCAAAGAUGAUUACUAAAAACACUGAGACAGGCACAGCAGAUGAUUGGGCGGGAAUCAUUCUGAGUUGUCAGGACCUUUUUCAAAGAUUUCAUCAGUGUGAUCUUGAAAUGGUUGUCAGAAUUUAGAGAAACAUUUUUUCUUAAAUGUUUAAUAAAUGUAAAUAUUGAUUUACAAUAUUUUAGAUUGUGUAGGCAGCUCUUACAUUUUUUGUUGUUCAGCUAUCAGUUGAUGUUCCAAUGUCCCUGCUUUUACUUCUUCAUCACAGUUUUGAGUAUCACACCUUACUUGGCUCUGUAAUAGGAGGAUGAAUUUAAUAAUACAAUACAAGAACUUAUCUCUUCCCAAAGGGGAAUUCAAUAUGGUGUUGAAACAAAGUUUAACCAAGCAAAAGAAAAGUGAAGUAUCGAACAGAUUAGCUGAGUAUGGUGCAUACUGUAUCUAACCCUAACUUUGUCCAUCAAAGAAAGAAUACAAGGAGAACACUGAGACGACAGACAGAUAAGAGUGAAGGAGUGAACUGUGUCUCUGGAUAGGUUCACACUGCAGCUAAAACCUCUCCAAACCUGAGACUUAUCUGAUGUUUUAUUGAUCUAGAGCUAAUAACUGAGAUGCAUCUGAAGUCAGCAGCCUUUGUAUUUUGCUUUUACCGUUUCAGGUACUUCCAGAUGGCCCGGUGCUACAGAGAUGAAGGCUCCAAACCAGACCGACAGCCGGAGUUUACCCAGGUAACUCAGCUUUCAUUUGACUUUACUUCAAGAGCUUAUUUGCAGAGACUGUGAAAACUGAAAUUCUUUAUUUUUUAAUCAUCUUUUUAUUGACAGAGUGCUUAAAAAGCAAAAUAGCACACUUGAAAUAUAAACUCCAUUCAGGUGCAUGAACAGCAUGACUAUACAAACAAAAUAUUGAAAAAUGUAGCACAGUGAAUUCCCUUUAACUUAUGCAGAGCACAGAGAUGUACAGUCAUUUUCCCGCCUCAGGCCUUCUGCAGUGUUACAAGGAGCAGAAAUGUAGUCACAAAAAAAAAAAAAGACAAAAAGAGAGCGAGAGAAAAGCAAACACAAAAGAAAAACAUCCACAUUAUUGCCAGGCUUUGUAAUAUUCACAGCUCUAGAUAUGUUUUGUACAGUAUGUUUGUUAACUUAAUGUUUUAAGUAAGAUGUAGUUUAGUGUUUUUAACAGAAAGAAGGAGAGCAGCAACCACACACAUCCUCUAUUCCUAAAAGUAGUGUCCAUUUUUCCUCAUUUUAAUAUACAUGUCUUUUCUUCAUCUCAGAAGGGAGAUAUUUGGUUAGAGAUAUUUGUCUCUUGUUAAGUCAUCUGGCAGGUCACCCUAAUAAAGAAAACAAAAGUUAAUGGUAUUGACAAUCCCAGAGUUUGUAACAUAAUGUUCAGAAUAUUUAACCAAAACUGUAGUCAUUUUGGACAGUUCCAGAAAAUAUGGCGGUGGUCUGCUUCAUCACUCUCACAGUUUUUUCCAACAGGAAUUACUUCUAGAUGUAGAAUAUUUUCCCAUGCCAUGUCACCUCCUUUUAAUCAUGAAUGGUUUUUACCUCACCAGGGGUUUUCUUUUAUUCCAAAUAACAUAGUGUUCUUUUUGAAUGUGUUGAAAACUCUUCUUCAUAAAGAUAGAAAGAGGUUCUUCAAUUAUAUAGCAGAAUUGACUGUCAUUAGGUCAUCAUUCAUAGCAGUGUGGUCAUUACUUUGAAUUCAACUAAUCUCUCUCAAGACAACAGCCGUGUAGCCGUGGUUUGUGUCAGUUUUAAUCUGUGCUCUCUCCAUGCUUUUCCUCUUCUCGUCUCUCUCAGGUAGACAUAGAGAUGUCUUUUGUGGACCAGGCAGGUAUCAUGUCUUUGGUUGAGGGUUUGAUCCAGUACUCCUGGCCCGUAGAGAAAGGUCCCAUUGAGGUUCCUUUCCAAACCAUGACUUAUGAAGAGGCCAUGAGGGACUACGGUGUGGACAAGCCUGAUACCAGAUUCAACAUGAAGGUAAUAUUUGCUAUGUGAUCGCCUUGGCUUUUCACUUGUCACUUUUUGCCAAAGUCUGGUUGCAAUCGUAUCAAACUGUUUAAAGUGAUCAUAAACUCGCAGUAAACCAGACAAGUUUUCACAACUAGUUAAACAAGGUGAGGUUUGUGUGUUAUUCAUCUGUCUUGGAUGGUAUCCUCUGAGAGAUGUUUAGCAUAACAUAUCUUUUCACUGUUAUGCAGACGACACACAGAUCUACCUCCCCCUUGAGCCUAAUAACUACAACAAACUAUGACCUUAAUAACUGUCUUCAUGACAUCAAAUCCUGGAUGGCUGCAAACUUUCUCCAGCUCAAUGAAAACAAAACCAAAGUUAUUCUAUUUGGACCACAGCAUUUGACCAACAUUAUCACCCCUCUUCUUGGCCCUUUGGCCCCCUCUGUCAAAUCACAUGGUAAAAAUCUUUUUUGUCAUCUUUGACUCAGGAUUAAAGUUUGACAAACAAAUAAAUCAGGUCGUAAAAUCAAGCUUCAUGCAGCGCCGCAUCGUCUCAAAAAUCAGAUCAUUUCUUACUACUUCUGACCUGGAAAAAGUCAUUCAUGCCUUCAUAUCCUCUCGCCUCGACUAUUGUAAUGCAUUAUAUUUUGGUAUCACUCAGUCUGGUUUAUCUCGUCUCCAACUAAUUCAAAAUGCAGAAGCCAGAGUUUUAACCAGAGCUAAGAAGAGGGAACACAUUACUCCCAUUCUUGCCUCCCUUCACUGGCUGCCUGUUAGCUAAAGGAUUGAGUUUAAAACCCUGAUGUUUGUUUACAAAGUGUUGAAUGGUCUUGCCCCCUCUUACGUGACAGAACUCUUGUCCCCAUAUCACACAAUGAGAGAACUAAGAUCGUCUGACCAAAGACUUCUGUCAGUCCAACGAUCCAGGACUAAGUGUUAUGGGGACAGGGCUUUCUCUAUCGCGGCCCCAAAACUGUGGAAUUCUCUUCCUCUCUCCAUCAGUUUCUCCCCCACCAUUGAAAUUUUUAAGACUCAACUUAAAACCCACUUUUGCUCCCUAUCAAUCAAUCAAUCAAUCAAUCAAUCAAUCAAUCAAUCAAUCAAUCAAUCAAUCAAUCAAUCAAUCAAUCAAUCAAUCAAUCAAUCAAUCAAUCAAUCAACUUUAUUUCUAUAGCACAUUUAAAAGAACCACGGGGGUAGCCAAAGUGCUGUACAUUGUGACAUAAAAGCAAAAACUGUCCCUAACUUUUAUAGCUCAACCAUUCCCCUGUCGGUUGGUAGAUUUGUGUUGUCAUUAUCAUUGUUAUUAUUAUUGCUGCUGCUAUUGUUAUUAUUAUUAUUGUUAAUUAUUAUCACUAUCAUGAAUAAUGAUGAUAGUGAUGGUAUUGAAAAUAUAUUUUUACUGCUAUUGUUAUUAUUAUUACUUUCACUCAGUCUGCUCUUCUUCAUCGUCUGUUUGUUCUCUUCUUUUGAUUUGUUUUUCCUUUGUGUUGUUGUGAAGCACUUUGGAUCAAAUGCUAUAUAAAUAAAGUUGAGUUGAGUUGUUAUAAACACACCAAUUUGUUUUAGUGUGUUGAUGCAAAAACAACAAACACAGGAGAAUAAUAGAAUAAAAAAGACAAGUAUAACAGUAAGAAACAUGUUCACAGCAAAUCUGCAGCUGUCAAGAUACCUCAAAUAGAAAAAAAUGAGAAUAAUUAUUGAAACAGUUUUAAACUACAUAAAUGUUGCCUGAACAAAAGAUAUGCCGAAUGUGACGUUUCACUCGAAGGGCCCAAAAGCAGGAGCGUAGUAGGUUUGAUUAAAAAAAAAAAAAACAGAAAGGCUUUACGGAGACAGAGUAACUGAAAUGACUAGGAGUGGGAGGGUUGCUGGCUGGCAGUGGAGGCACUGAAGGUAGUGUGGAGAACAAUGUACAGACAGGAGACACGGGUUUCGAAAAGCAGAACCCACUUAAAACCUUAAAAUCCACUUAAAAAAAUGUGUUCAAGCCAUAGACUGUAUAUAAGAUGGACAGAGUCUGCCUCCUCGCUGGGUGAAGCCACUCCGAGAACAGCACCCUCUGAUGGUGGGCUGCAGUACAGGUCAUAAAUCCCGCCUCCGCCAGCAAAGCUUAUAGGACUGUGGACAAACUUUAGAAAUUUAUUACACAGAACAUAAUUUUUUCUCCCCCCUGGUUGUGAUGUUGACAUGUAGUUAUUGUAAGACUGGUUUGUGCCCAAGUCCUUUUUUUUCUGUACAGCUCCGUUUUUAAAAGUUAUUAGGGGGUUCAUGUUUUCUAUGAUUGACACCUGGUACAGCCUAUGGGCGUUCAGGGAUUCCGUAGCUCUUCCGGGGGAAUACGCUGUUUGACCCGAGCGUCAUCACAGGGACUCUCGGCGACUGCGCGGCCGAAUGCGCACAACGCUACUGCACAGCUCUGGUUUCAAGGAAGCGGAGAAAAACACGGAAUUACCGAGAGCCGUUUGGCUUCAAAUCCGUAUACAGGCGGAAGGCGGAACCACGGCGUCCAUCUUAUAUACAGUCUAUGGUUCAAGCACACAAUAUAGAGUCUGGAUACCGCUGUGAGACUGGGGCAAACUGGCAGCUUACAGGAGCCUGCGCUGUCCAUGAUCAGUGGCAGAGUGAAAGCCUCCUGACUAGCCACUGCUGCACUGAAUCUAAAAACACUCAAACUCCCCAAUACACACACACACACACACACACACACACACACACACACACUGACAAAGGUCUAAGCUUUUUUUUUUUUUUUAAUCUUUUCGUAAUAGAUAUUAAACUGAACUUGUACCGAAAGAUAACUUCACACUGUGGGGUUAAUUAUUCCUCUGUUUGACAAAAAAAAUUGUAUUGGUCAGUGUAAUUAUCCUUUGCUUUAUGUUCUUCACCUCACUAAUCAAACCGUAAGCUUUUGUUAAUGAGAUCUAAUGUACAGCUAAAAGUAGAAGUUUUCUGUCAGCUCUCUGUUCAGGAGGGUGUGAACCUGUCUGUAAGCAGCAUUUUAUUCAUUUUAUUUUAAAAGCACAAAUUUCCUUUACUCUGUCUAAAUCUAGAUCUUGACCUUCUUAUGUUCUGUCUGUCCAUCCAGCUGAUCGACCUCAGUGAGAUUUUCUUAUCUACAGAGAUUCAAUUCCUCAGAUCAGCUGUCAGCCAACCAGGAGGCUCUUUUCAGGCCAUCUGUGUACCUGACGGAGCGGUUAGAAUGAAACUAUCUACUACAUUUGCCAAAACAUUCAGUCCAUACAUUCCAAAGCCACCUUCACUUGUACAAAUGAUAUUAUUUUUUUUAUUUUUCUAUGGCAGAAGCUGUUGGCAGGAAAAGAUCUAGAAAACCUGAAGCAAACAGCAAAGACUCACUUUGGCCAGGUGGGUUUCUCUGUGCUUUUUUCACUCUUGUCCUACACUCACAUUUUUUGUGAAAUGAUUUUUUGUGGAAGAUAUCUAUGUUUUGUAUUUUAAUACCAAUAAUCAAAGAGGAGGUUAUGAAGACGUGACAGAAAACACAAGAAAUCAGGAUUGAAGUAAAAUGAAUGAAUGCAAGAAAGAGACUCAAUGAUCAUGAAACAUCACAACCUGGGACCAUGUGUAUUUAUUUUUAAGUUGAAGUACAAAAACACAUUAUCCUGCAAAACUCUGUGGUAGCCCUGUAAUAAAAAAAGAUCUCACGGAAGCUGGCAAUAGCUAUAUUCCUCAGAAAAUCUUUAAGCUUCAAAUCUUAAGCAUUUCCCUAUUGAAGCAUCUACCAAACUGACAGAUCCUCUUUUGUUAUAGUAUGAAUUGUUUGGAUCUUUAUUUUCAUUGUGUUUAAUAGUGUUUGCAUGUCUUUGCAGAAGAUUUUGAAAAGAAAAAUAACCAUAUUGACAACUGAUUUUUGACUGAGCUCAUGUUGAUGUUACAGAGAUACAGUAUUUUUCCGACCUCCAUCAUAAACUGUGUGUCUUUUGUGCUUGAUUAUCAAAAGGAGCUCACUCUGGUGCUCGUUAAAGCAGAUGGGACAUUAAAGUCUCCCUUGAAAAAGCUGCUGUCUCCCUCAGACACUGACAGGAUCCUUCAGAGGACUGCAGCCAAACCUGGAGACCUGCUGCUGACAGCUGCUGGUUCCUCUCAGACUGUGGUAAAAGACUUUAAAUCAAGGGUUUAAUGUUUCAUACAGAAUUCUGGAUUUUCCAACCCUUGAAUCAUACAUUACGAUGUAUAUUAAAUGAAGUUGAUAUUAAACGGCACAGUAAAAUACAGCAGAUUUCAGAACAGUUACAGGCUUCAAUUUGAUCAUGGCCUACUUUCCAUGCUAAUAUUUGUGAUGAGUUAACCCUCAGUUCCUGUUAAUUUUAAGCUCCAUCCAGCCUACUUUGUCCCCAAAACAGACAUGCAGAUAUUUGUUCAUAAAAUAAUCAAUUUUUAAACAUUUUUCUUACUUUUUUGACCCAAAUCUCUUCAACCCCUGACCAUUUAAAAAAUAUUAUGAAUAAAAAAAUUGAUGUUGCGCUCUUUUUAUGCCAGUCAUUGUGCACCAUGUCACUGUUAUUUUUAAUGGUAAAAACACAAAAUCGCCAUACUUCCAAUAUAAAAUGACCAAGAUGAUUUUUUUUUUUUGAAAAUAGAGUCUGGGCCCUGUCAAUGGUGAGUAGUAAAAUCAAUUUUGGUGUACUUAAAUUUUUUUUGUAGUGCCAAUUUCAGCAUUUUAUCUCCAUCCAGCCAACUUUGUCCCCAAAACUGACAUGCAGAUAAGCGUUCAUAAGAUAAUAUAUGUAUAUUUUUUUUACAUUCUUUCUUACUUUUUUUUUUGACUCGAAUCUCUUAAACAAUUUUAUACCUAACCAUUGUAAAAUAAAUAAAGGAUUUUGUUUUACACCCUUUUUAUGCCAGUAAUUGUGCACCAUGUCUUCAUUUGUAUUUAUUGAUAAAGUGUGUGUUCUAAACAGCUGAGUCUGUUGAAGCGGAAAAACACACCAAUUUUACCUCCUUUUCUUGAGGCUCAUCCUCUUCCAAAUCAAAUGUGAGUGAAUUCAUUUGUUCAUGUUAAAUUGAUUUUCUAUAUAGGCAUAUAAAAUCAGAGGAUAUAUGUAAGAUAGGAAUCAUUUACAUGUGGUUAUCCACCUCUAACCAAAAUAUGACCGCAUUACGCUGAUUGUGCGCGUAUAAAAAAUAACUGCAUAUUUGAGAUGUGAUAUCUUGUCGCCUAAUAAUCCUAAGGACCUGUGCAUCCUCAUGCAUGUCCAUCCACUUGCUCUUAAGUGAGGGCAAAGUUGAAAUUGUCCAAAUGUCCCCCUCUCUUUGUCCCACACUGCAGAACUUGGAUGUCACAUCUUUGACUGUAAAAACUUUAUAUUAUAUGCUGGCACAAUCUCUUGUAUCACUGUCGGAAAGUAAAAUUUAGAGCCCUGGUGGUCAGGUGACUGCAAAAAAAAAAAGGUUGCAAUAUGUUGUUUUGGUGCCAACAAAGUGUACCGCAUCAAAAACAAAGCAAAACAGAUAAACAUGAACAAAUGCAUAUUCCUUGUCUCUCCAUCUUAUUCUUGCAGCGACCGUUGCUGGGUCACCUCCGCCUGCACUGUGCACAGCUCCUUGAGUCUCGUGGCAUUACAGUCCGUGACCCCGCAGCCUUUCAUUUUCUGUGGGUUGUGGAUUUUCCUCUUUUCUUGCCUAAAGAAGGGGAGCCAGAGCAACUGGAGUCUGCCCAUCAUCCCUUUACUGCUCCACUGCCAGAGGACAUGGAGUUACUGUACACAGAGCCGCAGAAAGUAAUUGCAGGGAAUCACUUAACACCUUUGUAACAUCUUUCUCAUCAUUGUGAUAUUAAUUCUUAUUAUGCAGAGUUGGACUUUCUUUGAUGUAUUCACAGGUGCGUGGUCAGCACUAUGACUUAGUGCUGAACGGCUGUGAAAUUGGAGGUGGCUCUAUCCGCAUCCACAAAGCCUCCAUACAGCAGUAUGUCCUAAACAAUAUCCUUAAGGUAUGUCUGUUUAUUAUUUUGUCAAUGUUUUUCUGAAAUCUGGAAUCGAAUAUGAUCAACUGCUGACCAUGACACUGUCUGACCUGUUUGUGUUGCAGGAGGAUCCCAGCCUUCUCUCCCACCUGCUGGAGGCUCUGGAUUCAGGAGCGCCUCCACAUGGUGGCAUUGCUCUGGGUAAGGUGAACUCUGUACUUAACACCAGAAUAUUUAAGUAAACACAGGGACUGGGACUUGAAAGACUAUUUUUUAGUUACCUAUUUGUCUCUGAUUAAGAUCACUUUGGUGAAAGUGUAACACUCUACUCUUGUCUGAGACAUACUCUCAGUUUAAAGUCAUUGAUCGUCAGAUGUCAGAAAACAGGCUCUCUCCAGACUAAUGCAUCCAAAUGUAGCUGACUUUGAGAAUGUUUCACAACCCACUUCCAAAGAAGUUGGGACAAUGUUUGAGAUAUUGAUAAAAAUAUAUAUUGGCAGUUUGCAAAUUAGUCGACCCUAUCAUCAGUUUUCAAGAGUGAUUAAUUUUCUAUCUAUUUCUGCUACAGAAAACACAGUUCUUGAGCCAAAAGGUAAGAAUGGUUUAUUACAUUUUGAAGAGAUCUUGUUUCUCUUCUGUGUUUUUGAAGGUUUGGACCGGCUGGUUUCCAUCAUGGUUGGAGCGUCCAGUAUACGUGAUGUUAUUGCCUUCCCUAAGUCAUUCAGGGGCCACGACCUUAUGAGCUGUGCCCCUGAUUUUGUACCCGAAGAGGAGCUUAAGUCUUACCAUAUCUCUGUCAACUGGCUGACAAAACAAAAAGGAGGAGGAGAUGCGGGGAAUAGAAGUGAGGAGGGAGAAGAAAGCGGAAUGAAAACAUGUCAGUGA
Messenger RNA from Xyrichtys novacula (pearly razorfish), 13616 nucleotides. Lineage: Eukaryota; Metazoa; Chordata; Actinopteri; Labriformes; Labridae. The record is from the annotation of a GenBank genome assembly.